AUGGAGGUGAAGAAGGGAUCGUCGUCAUCUUCGGCGGGGCCGAUUGUGGAGCCAACGGCACAUGGCAGAUUACCAUUUCAUAUGGGAGGUGCUUUGCAAAGAAUUGAAGAACCAGAGAUGAGAUUCAACUUCAUCCAUCAUCACCUUUUGGAGAGAGCGAACAUUCCCAUUCUUAGUGCAUCCAUCUUUCCACCAACGGUCACAGACUUUACUCGCAACAUCAGAUUUAUUGGAAGUCGUACUCCUGGAGUCGAGCACUUCCAGAAUGUGUUCUAUGCAGAAGAGCCAACCGGUCGACGACGAUUUGCAACCCCAGUCCCAGUAAGCCCGCCCAAAGGAUCCAUCAUUGAUGCUAGCAAGCCCGGUGCCUGGUGUCCUCAAGGCGUGGGAGACAUACUGCCCUUCACCAGCCAAGUGAACAAUAUAAGUGAGAACUGUCUGAGCCUGCGAAUUGCUCGACCUUCAGGGGUGCAGAGGGAUGCGAAGCUACCAGUUGCGGUCUGGAUACAUGGAGGAGGCCAUGCACUGGGUUCAGCCUCCGAUAUAUUGUACACGCCGGACGGCUUGGUGAGGGCGGCUGCUGCGGCAGGGAAACCAUUAAUCUAUGUUGGUAUCAACUAUCGACUAGGAAUAUUUGGCUUCGCCACGAGCAAGGCAAUGAUUGAGACCAAGCAGACAAAUGCAGGAUUGCGCGAUCAGCGAGCUGCUUUGCAGUGGGUCCAGGAUAACAUUGAAGUAUUCGGGGGUGACCCAGAUAGAGUGACUGCCAUCGGCCAGAGCGUGGGAGCCAGCGACAUCGGCCUGCAUCUGACAUCAUUCAACGGCUCCCGAAACGUCCCUUUCCAGCAAGCAAUGAUGAUGUCCGGUACACCCGGUGUCAACUUCAACAGCGACCCGGUCUUCGUUGCGAACAACACUGUCGCCAUAGCCAGGCAAGUAGGGUGCGCCGAAAACGAUGAUGGCCAAUCCAUGGAGACCUUGGAAUGCCUGCGGGCGGUCCCAGCUGACUUAUUGAUCAAUGUAACUGUCAAUGAGGCCCGAAAAGCCCGUCCCCCAUUCGGUGAAGGAUACUUCUACCCGACUAUCGACAAUGACUAUCUUAACGGCAGGCCGUCUCAACUGAUGCGUACCGGUAAAUUCGUCAAGAAUAUUCCCACAGUAGCAUCGUGGGUGACCAAUGAUGGGGCUUGGUAUGCAUUUCCGCAGACAUCCACAGACGAAGACAAACUCUUGCAAUUGUACCCAGUGGAAGAUUUCAACCACAUGGUCCGCCAGGACUAUGAUGGCGGAAUCUCGCCGCAAUAUUACCGUGCGGCGCAGAUGAGUCGAGAUAUCUGGUUUACCUGCCCCGUAUUGGAUUUUUCAUGGCAGUAUGCCCAGACUGGAGGCUUGAACGCAUCGCGGAUCUGGUUGUACGAGCACAAUGCCACAAGAUUCACACCUGUCUUUGAAGCGAUGGGAGUACCUAUGUGGAGAGUGGCACAUCUCAGUGACAUCCCAUAUGUGUUCAAUAACCUACACUUAGAAGGGGGUGCAGAUAACUCGUUGGAUCAAUUGGCGCUCAGUGAGACGGCUAGUAAGGCGAUUGUCGGGUUUGUGCAUGAAGGUCGCCCCGGAGGAGAGGGUGCUGGUAUGCAGAAAUGGUCAUCUGCAUAUCCUACUAUGCGCGAUGGGCAGCGAUCAAGCGAGAGUGCUAGUAGGCUGUCGAUUCAGGUCAUCGGGGGUCCUCUGGGGUUGUCGGAGGUGGCAAUAGAUAGAGACGGGGACGUCGGUGUGAUGACAGCAGCACAGCAAGCAUUAGCGUGGGAAAAGUUGUUUGAUCGGUGUGAUUUUAUCAACAGUCCUCAGAUGAGAGAUGAAGCUGGAGUUUGAGACUAGUAUGUAAUUGCUGUUUGGUUCCAUUGAAUCGAGUGAUUGACGCCGUUGUGUGCGAUGGGACCACGAAAGUAAGUUAAAUGUCCAGACAUAGUGGUAGCAAGUCUGCCUUUAAUAUCG
Molecule: messenger RNA, 1995 nt
Organism: Aspergillus brunneoviolaceus CBS 621.78
Lineage: Eukaryota; Fungi; Ascomycota; Eurotiomycetes; Eurotiales; Aspergillaceae
Product: alpha/beta-hydrolase
Exons: 8
Coding region: 1-1872 (623 amino acids)
Source: RefSeq, a predicted model, not a curated record